Messenger RNA from Dicrocoelium dendriticum, 3747 nucleotides. The record is from the annotation of a GenBank genome assembly. Lineage: Eukaryota; Metazoa; Platyhelminthes; Trematoda; Plagiorchiida; Dicrocoeliidae.
CUACAAUCGUGUGUACCGGAAUCACUCUGCCGAUAGAACAUUAUUUCCAAGUGGCGGAUAGGACGCUCCGGUGGGGGCCUCGGCUGUAUUUACAGGUCUCUUACUGACCGACUUCUAGACUUGGAAGGUCAGCUACCAAGAAAUUACCAUGAUACCACAAGGCCGAACUUCGUUGCAAUCCCGCAAGCCAAUCUGGUUCCCUCCAGUUAGUUCCAAACCGUGUUCGUUAUCAACUUUGCAUACAAAUGGGGCGCUUCCUGCUCCCAGGCUUAAAGUUCAACAGUCUUGCACUCUAAAGAAAUCACCCGACUCAUCCACGGGAUCUGACAGUGGUGAGGGCUCGGAUCUAUCUCCUUCCCCCACGCUCACUGGUGAUCAAGAUCGUGGCUUUUCACCCUUGGAUUCGCUUUGUCCCAAUCACACAGCUUCGCUGUUUGUUGAAACUGAGUUCACUACUCCAAGUGCCCCUAACAGGUCUUCCGUAAGGCUCGAUAAUUGUGCUGUUUCUUCGGACACUGGAAGCAGUGUAUCUCAGUGCUCUUCGUCCUCACCUCUUCAGAAGAGAAACCCUUUAUAUCCUUUGCAGACUGCGUAUGUGUUAACGGCCCCGUAUCAGUCACUUCCCGUGCCGGAAAAACAUGUGUUUCUCUAUACUUGGACUUUGGCCGCACCAAAUAUUUUGGCCAAACUGGCCGCUAUCGAUCUUAGGUGCUUCACCAAUACAGAACAAGCAUUUGGGUUGCUGUUCUCUAAGCCAAUUUCAAAGAGCGACUACGUUUGUCGAAUUCCCCUAUACUUAACACGUGGUAUGACUCGGGCUCGUGUACGCCUGAUCCGACGGCUCCUCCUUACUGACGAUCAGCUGAAACUCAUCCUUUCCGCCCAUCACAUCGUUGCCGAAUUGCUAACAAACAUCGCCGAUUUGUCCCAUGUGGGAUUGCGUCACAGUGAUCUCAGAUUGCGUUCUGUAUUCGAACAGAAAACUACAGAUCCCAACGGUGUUUCUGUGCGGAACGCAUACACUGAACUGGAAUUCGACCCGGUGGCCUCACGCGCCCUUUGCCUAGUUUGCAUCAUGAACGUUAAAACCGGUGAACUAGAUCUGGAGGCUACAAAGCUAUUGUUGGAAUGGAACAAUGCGAGACGCGAUUGGAGUUACGAGACACACCAAUCGAGGGUACAACCUGUGCACGGUAUUGUGCCCAUCUACUCGGUUCGAUUGAGCCAACUUCCAGUUCACAAUUGGGCAGGUCUUAUGGUGCGACCUUGCCAGCUACCGGCAGACGAUCCAGCCAUGUUUGCAAUCUCUGGGCCCAGUCAGAAAACCGGUCUGGACCAGGUCCCCAGUGAAUGGGCUGACAAGGUGUUCGCCACGUUGCAAGGGAGCGAGUCCACUGAGUCCACCACUACUCCCAGCCCUAUUUUGUCUUACUUCGAUUACUUUGCCAUUCGUUCCCCAUCCAUACUCGAAUUGAUAGAGAAUUCGGAUCCCCGACUACCACUGGCCACUUGUUUCCGUCUCACUCGGCAUCAGAACGCCGCACAAGCCGUCGCCGGAAUGCGCAAGGACAAGCGUCUGAGGCCACGUGGCCCCUGUGCCCUCUAUUUGGCCGACGCUUGUGCUGUGCAUCCUCUGUCCGCCUGGCUUUGGUUCCUCAUGUCUGUCCUCCCGGUGGUGAUGUACCAGUUAACACGAGCCGUUGCUGCGGUGGAGCUGUCAGAUCUACUCGUGUCUGCGUUACGCGAUCCGUCUGCUAUCCGUCCGACCACCGCCCACACCGUUCUCUUGCCUGAUCGGAUUGACAAACCGAGGUGUAUGCUUAGUGAACUGAACGAGUUCACGGAUGUGGAUUUCGAAGUACAGGAAUCCACAUCGCUCGAUGAUCUCAUGUUGGAUGACAGAGCAUGCCCAGUCAUCAUCGAUGAGCGCGCGUCAAGACCUGCCGACCUGCUCGAGGCGACUACUCUGUUGGCCAGUCGAGAUGCAGUCAACUUAGAGCGCUUGGAGUUACUCGGUGACUCCUUCUUGCAACUUAUCGGUACCUUGUCUGUUUACAGUGGCUCUUCUGCCAGCGCAGACGAAGGCUAUCUAACUGCCAAACGGGUUUCUUUGGUAUCCAAUUCCAAUUUAUGCAAAAUUGCCUUGCGCCUUGGAUGGACGAAAUACUGCACAGGACAAGCCUACUCACCUCCUGAUCAUUUUCUGUUUCCCUGCUACACUGUACCCCGCUCGGCCAUGAAAUUCGAAUUUGACUCGCGACUACAUAUAAAACUGACCGACAAAUCACUCGCUGAUAUGAUGGAAGCACUUAUUGGGUGCUUGCAUCAACACUUGGGACCUCCUGCUGCGUUCCGACUGAUCUGUUUCUUGGGCAUAUCCGCUGACCUCGAACGGCAUGUGGAUCCAGUUGAUGGGACUUGGUGCAAACUGUUUCACACCGAAUUAUCACCAACGAGGUCGCGUUCCAGAUUGAGCGCUGUCCGUGGAAUGACCAGAUCGCGCUCAAUGCUCCAGUUUACAGAAAAAUCAAGUGAGGACUCACCGCCUAUGGAUUUGGAUACUAUCCCAGUCGGAACGUUUACAGAAGUGAUGGAUAGAUUCAGCUCGCAACUUGUCGGAUUACAAAAAUUACUGGGCUACCAAUUCACCGAUAUCAAGCUGCUCAUUCGAGCUCUCAUUCAUCCUUCCUCAUCUUACACCGAAUUAUUUGGAUCCUAUCAACGGCACUCUCAGGAGCAGCCCAGUCGAUCCCCUGAUUGCGAGUCAAUUCGCGUUCAGGUGGUGCCUACUGAACCGCGCACAUUUGGUUUACGGGCUCCAUUUGAACUUGAUCCCGAUUGGUUUUUGUUGAGCUCGUACGAAAAGUGGAAUGUUAAGUUGAGGAGGCUGACCGAAUCGCGCGCUAACAUCGUAAGCAACAACAGUCUCGCGUGUGCUGUAGUGGAGCACAAAAUUCAUCGGUUCAUUUACCACUCCCAACCCUCUUUCGACGCGGCCGUCUCCUACCUCAACUUCAUAUUGGAACGCACCACUUGCUUUGCAGAGCAGUUGGAGCUAAUCAAUCAAGCUGUGCUCAAGGGCUUGCGCAUUAAAACACUCGCGGAUGUCUUCGAAUCCAUACUCGGAGCCGUGUUCGUCGACACUCGCGGCAGUUUGGAGGUGGUAUCCGGGAUCAUUCAUCAUUUUUUGGACGACCGCAUCCAUGACUACUUGAAAAACAAUCCAAUCAACCCAUUGAAAUCCCUUCAUCGAUUAUAUCCCGACCUGAAGUACACUGACAUGGAAGUGUUGACUCCGGAACACAGCUCAUCAAGAUUCAAAUUGUGCGCCACUGUUUCAGGCAAACAAAUUUACUCCUACGGGGUCACACGCGACGCGGCUCGUUUGGCUCUCGCCGAACGGCUACGAGUGCCUCUUAAAUCGAUCGCCGACAACUCAGGUUAAAUUACUUCUUCCUCCUCCUCCUUCUUCCUUACCCUCAUCAUACGCGCGAUUUCCGAUACCUGACUAUACAACAGUCACCCCCACAAUGCUGUCAAUAUUUCUUUGAACGAACCGGUGAAAUGCGCAUGUGCAUAGAUAACAAUCAUCCUAUUUUUCGCGAUCCGUUCUUCUUCCACCUUUCUUCUGUCUACUACUCAGGGCCAGUACCAUUCUUUUAUUUUAGGAUUGUUUUUCAAUUUUGUUUCCCCUUAUCCUCACCUUAACGAUUUCUGCUAUUUUGCUAUAUAAUGGUACCGAAUUUC